AUGACAAAGUUCUACCAGCACAUCCUUGCUUUGGUGUUUGCUAUUGAUGAGAUCAACGAGAAUCCCACGAUAUUGCCCAAUGUCUCUCUUGGAUUCCACAUCUAUGAUAGCUAUUAUGAUUCAAAGAUGGCCUACCGAACAACUCUGGACCCGAUCUUUAAGGCAAAUCACUUUGUUCCCAACUACAGGUGUGGCAUCCAGAAAAAUGUAAUAGGAGUCAUUGGGGGACUUGGCUCUGAUACCUCCUGGUGCAUGGCAAACAUCUUAGGUCUUUUCAAGAUUCCACAGAUUUCAUAUGGUUCAUUUGAACCAGCCAUAAAUGAUGAAACCAAGUUCCCUUCCUUUUACCGCAUGGUCCCCAAUGAAGAUCAUCAGUACAAGGGAAUAAUCCAGUUACUUCUGCAUUUUGGAUGGAAAUGGGUUGGGCUGAUCACUCCAGAUAAUGAAGAUGGAGAACGUUUCUUGCAGACAAUUGAACCAAUGCUGUUCAAUAAUGGACUCUGUUCAGCAUUCACAGAAAGAGUUAAACCCAAUUUGCAUUAUGACGGUAACAUACUAGGAAUGCUGGGCACAUGGGUUUCGUUUGCACCUUUCACAGCCAGCAAAGCCAAUGCAGUUCUUGUAAUGCACUUGGCUGCAGUCAUCCGCAAAAGGAGAGAUGCUAAGGCAAAACUCUCUCCUCAGUAUAUAGAACCUUGGCAGCUGCAAUCAUUCCUGCAGAGAAUCUCAUUCAACAACAGUGCUGGGGAUGAAAUUACAUUAAAUGAAUACGGAGAAUUAGCAGCUGGCUUCGAUAUUACAAACUUGGUCACAUUCCGAAAUGGAUCAUAUGUCAGGGUCAAAGUGGGAAGAUUGGAUCCUCAGGCCCCUCCUGGCAAAGAGUUCACCAUUAAUGAGGACAGAAUCAAAUGGCACAGAGACUUCACUCAGGUGCCACCCCCUUCUACAUGUAAUGACAACUGCCUUCCUGGUUAUGGGAAGAAAAAGAAGGAGGGGGAGAAGUUUUGCUGCUAUGAUUGUGAUCAGUGUCCAGAAGGAAUGAUCUCAAAUGAGAAAGACAUGGAAACAUGUGUCAGUUGCCCAGAAGAUCAAUAUCCAAACAAUGACCAGGAUCUAUGCAUUCCUAAGAUUCCAAACUUCCUAGCCUUGGAUGAAACCUUGGCCAUCGUUUCAACUUCCUCUGCGCUUCUAUUCUCUCUGAUCACAAUUCUGGUGCUCGGCAUCUUCAUUAAGCAUCGUGAUACAGCCAUAGUCAAAGCCAACAACAGAAGCCUCACCUAUGGUCUCCUUAUCUCCCUCCUCUUGUGUUUCCUCUCUUCUUUGUUGUUCAUUGGAAAACCUAAUAAGGUGACCUGCCUUCUCCGACAAACUGCUUUUGGCAUUGUCUUCUCUGUGGCCCUCUCCAGCAUCUUAGCCAAAACCAUAUUGGUGGUUUUGGCAUUCAUGGCUACCAAACCAGGAACCAAUAUAAGGAAAUGGGUAGGCAAAGAACUGGCUUAUUCCAUUGUCCUUUCUGGCUCCAUUGCUCAAGUAGGCAUCUGUGUCGUCUGGUUGGCAACCUCUCCCCCAUUCCCAGAUGUGGACCUGCACUCAAUGACGGGAGAAAUCAUAUUUCUUUGUAAUGAAGGGUUGGACUCCAUGUUCUAUUGUGUUUUGGGCUACAUGGGCUUCCUGGCCACUGUCAGCUUCACGGUGGCCUUCCUAGCCAGAAAGUUGCCUGACACUUUCAACGAAGCGAAGUUCAUCACUUUCAGCAUGCUGGUCUUCUGCAGUGUUUGGCUCUCCUUCAUUCCAACCUACCUGAGCACCAGAGGAAAAUACAUGGUGGCUGUGGAGAUCUUCUCCAUCUUUGCUUCUGGUGCUGGGUUACUGGCUUGCAUUUUUGCCCCUAAAUGCUACAUUAUUGUGGUGAGGCCUGACCUGAACAACAAAGAGCAGCUAACACAAAGAAAGGUUUAA
Zootoca vivipara (common lizard) is the source of this 1959-nucleotide messenger RNA. Its product is annotated as vomeronasal type-2 receptor 26-like. Gene Ontology annotation, biological process: G protein-coupled receptor signaling pathway. NCBI's taxonomy places the organism in Eukaryota, Metazoa, Chordata, Lepidosauria, Squamata, Lacertidae. Gene Ontology annotation, molecular function: G protein-coupled receptor activity. The record is from RefSeq and is a predicted model, not a curated record. Gene Ontology annotation, cellular component: plasma membrane.